Molecule: messenger RNA, 762 nt
Organism: Drosophila elegans
Lineage: Eukaryota; Metazoa; Arthropoda; Insecta; Diptera; Drosophilidae
Exons: 2
Coding region: 1-675 (224 amino acids)
Source: RefSeq, a predicted model, not a curated record
AUGUAUUCCGUAUCAGCUGUCUCCCCUAUGUUUCUCAGAACAGUUUCUCAGUACAGUCACCAACUGAAAACCAAUCAGAUAACAUAUACUACCAAAAUAAAUUUAAAUAAAAUCUAUAAAUUUUGUACACAUAUAUUGAACAUGAGAAGAAGUAUUGCCGUGCGGUCUAUGUUCCUGAAUUGUCUCCGGGAAAAUGCCUCCAAUAUGCGACUGGAGCAUGAGGAUCUGGGCCGUCGCAUCGCCAUUUCACUGGCCAAUUCUCGUAAAACUCUGGCUAACAUUGAGAACAUGAAUCUUGAGCUGCAGAAAAUGAAGAUAACUAUUCAUGAUGCCCUUAACACCAUUCUUGUUGCUGAAUUCGAUUUGGAGGACCAAUUAGAUCCGAAAAUUGUAACUCGGAUGUUUAUCGACUGUGACUCGAAAACUAAUAAGCCAGUUCAACCGGCAAUUGAAGGCAAUAAUUCUUGUUCCAAGCCCGUUGAUGAUUCCAAUGCAGAGCAACAUGUAAAGACCGUCUCCACUCAAUGUAAUGCUUCUAUGACUGAGUUUGUUGCUGUACCCAAACUUAAAAAUGCUACAGAUGAUUUUCAGACAAUAAUACCUAAUUCAAACUUAAAUGAUAAGGAAGUAACUGAAUCCGCUAACGUUUCUAUUUCCCACAUUGAUUUUGAAUAGUCAAAAGGGCAAAACAACAUAUGUUUUAUAUUUUUUAAGGACUCAAUUAAAUUGGUCUGGUCAGUUAAUAAAAAUAAUUCGUGUAAA